Molecule: messenger RNA, 204 nt
Organism: Podospora pseudocomata
Lineage: Eukaryota; Fungi; Ascomycota; Sordariomycetes; Sordariales; Podosporaceae
Exons: 3
Coding region: 1-204 (67 amino acids)
Source: RefSeq, a predicted model, not a curated record
AUGCACGAAAUCGGCGAUGCAGUCAUAUACAAAGGUGCGGAAGGCGACGAAGCCCUCGGCAUCGUAAGGUCAGUCAUGGAGCCAACGAGCAAGACCGCCGCGACGUUAUACGAGAUCCAAGACAUCGAAUCAGGCGAAACCUUCACCGUCGUCGAGACUAGAGUCCACAACCCCCCCACCAUCCCGAGUAGUAGUACAUCAUGA